GACAAGUGAGCGCAUUCCAUAUAUUUUCACUCGAUACCACACAGUCGACAUUGUCUGUCACCGACAGCAGGCGAUCUCGUUUCCGAAUUUUUUUCUUUCAUUCUCUAUCUCUCUCACUCACUCGCUCCACCUUUACAAAUAGUCAAAUUAUUAAUUUAUAGAGUAGAAAAUACACAAAAAAUAUCAAUAAAAUUUGCAUUGAUUUUGUGGCAACGCAUUGUAAAUUCUAAUUACAACAUCAUCAUCGUGUGCCAAUAGUGUUUUAGUCUCAAUUUUUUCGUCAAUCGUAUUUUUUUCUCUCGUUCCUUUCGGUUGAAUUACAAAUUUUUGAGAUUAGAUGCACAAGACUUUUAUUUUAUCUGCUUCUAUUACACGCACGCAUACAACCGAAUUUCACAGUGUGUAUUUUAGUGUGAUCCAUUCAGCAAUUUAGAUAUAUUGAACAGGUUUUCUAACGCUUUUAUCUCGUGUGAAAGGUAGAAAAAUUUUGUUCAAAACACAAGAAGCAACAUCAGAUACAAAAUGCCCGGUGGAAAUAUAUGUGAGGAAAAUCUGGAGCAACGAAUUGAACGGAUCCGGAAACGAGAUGAAGAGAUUGAAAAGAGACAUCGUGAAGCCGAAGCCGAUCGUUUGGCAGCAUUACAAGCGAAUGCAAUGGUUAAAACGACCGCACCGUCCGAUGAGGAUUGGCCCAAAGCGCAUAAAUACGACAAAUUGGAUUUCACAUACGAUGUGAAAAAUGAAGAAAUCAAUGCUGACGAUAAGAAACCAGUGGAUGAAGCCAGAUUGCAACGUCCAUUUAAAAAGUUUCCCGACGGUCAAGGACCACCAGCCGAUCCAACGUAUAAUUUUUUGGCCGAUGCUGAACGCGAUGGAAAAGCCCAAGCAAACAUCGCUUCGAAUGAUAGCAAGAAUUGGCGGGCCAGUAAUAAUAAUAGUAAUAACACCGGUUUGAACAACAAUAGACGGAAUAACGGCAACAACAGUAGUUUCAAUCGUGGACGAAAUGGUGCCAAAGGCAAGACACCAUUGCCAAAAGGAAAAUCAACCGACGAACCAAUUUUGCGUAAAAAUGAUCGUGAACGUAACAACGAACCACGAAUGCAACGACAAACAUCAAGCGAUGGCAUGUGGAGACGCACGGACGAUAAACGAAACGAUGGCAAAGAAAGCAAAAAUAAUGUGCCGACCUCACCAACCGGCCGAAUGGUCGAUGAACGUCAAUUGAAUUUAAACACAAAAACAAGCAAUAAAUCAUCCAUCCAACAGCGUAUGAUGCCAGCUAAACCAGAUGUAGACCAUUUGCAACAGAAUUUAUCGGAUUUGUCGAUUGAAAAGCGCGGAAAUAUCACUGUGUCGGUGACCAAAGACGGUGAAGUGAAAAGUGUCAAAUUGGAAGCAGCUAGGUCCAUUGGCUCAGGCCGUGUUGGCGGUGCAACAAUGCGGCAAGUUCAACCACAACAGCUACAAUUGCAACAGCAGCAGCAGCAGCAGCAGCAGUUGCAGCAACAACAACAACCACAGCUACAACAGCAACAAUACGUCUCGAGUCCUCCUCUGGCUAUGAUGGACUUGAGCUUAAAUGCACAAGCACAUGCACCGGCUUCGAUCAACUAUCCGGUAAUUGAUCAUUUCAAGCCACCACAGCAACAACAACAACCGCUACAGUCGCAAUUACCACCGCCGCAGCAAGUGAUUCAAGUGGACCCAACACCAAAGCCAAUGAGCAACAUCAUCAAUGGGGUUCCCUUUAAAUUGCCCAGCGUUCAGGAUCGUUUGAUUAAGAAUCGCCUCUUCUUCGACGAAAACCUGAAGAAUGUGGCCGGUAAUCAAUAAAUAAAAACACAAACGAUUAACCUUGUUUACGAAAAAAUGGAUCUCUUACUCGAAGAAAUCCACACAAAAAAAGAAACAUUGAUAAUUUAGACAAAAAAAAGGUGAACUUUGAGAUUGAGAUAAAGUGCAUCACGUCAUUCAGACCGUGGAUGUGGACGCGGAUUUGUUUUUUUGUUGUUUAUUAUAAUUUCGUAUAAAAUUUAUAUGUAUCAAUUUUUUCUUUCGCUAAUUAUAAAAAUUUAGGACAAUUUCUCUUUUCAAAACAAUCGACAAUUAUUAUGAACGAAAGUAUUUAUUAUUUUAUGAAUUUUAACUAUAAAUUACGUCGAAAACAUAGCGUAAAUGUUACGACGCUAAACACUUUUCUGAUCUAUCUAAGAGUUUGCGAACAAAAAAAAAUGAACAACCACAUUAUCCUUUCAAUUGCAUUGAACUCGUUGAAAAAAAAAAAAAAAUAUGAUUAUUAUUAUUUCUAUUUAUGAAACAAACAAAAUUAUCUAAAACGAAAACAACUUUAUUUUUUUUUAGUAUUAUUCCUUUAUGUUGGAUUGAGUUUUAUUAUUCGCAUUAUAUAUGGUCAAAAUUCUUUUACAAUUUUGAUAAUAUACAUUUAUUAUUUUGAAUUAUUAUUGUACCUUUUUUUUCGUUUGUUUAAUUACUGAUAACUGAAGUUUCAACAGAAAAAAAAACGCAUAAUAAAAAAAUACACAUUUGAGAGAGAAAAAA
Molecule: messenger RNA, 2562 nt
Organism: Sitodiplosis mosellana (orange wheat blossom midge)
Lineage: Eukaryota; Metazoa; Arthropoda; Insecta; Diptera; Cecidomyiidae
Product: bromodomain-containing protein DDB_G0280777-like
Exons: 3
Coding region: 523-1836 (437 amino acids)
Source: RefSeq, a predicted model, not a curated record